AUGCAGACACGGAGACAGAGACGGAGGCCGGAGGCAGAGACAGACACGGAGACAGAGACAGCAGCCAGAGACAGAGAGGGCAAGUUACAGCAGCAACAAACAGCAGCAGCAGAAGAAGGAGGAGGAGGAGGAGUUGAUCUGAACCAUAGGAAACCAACCCAGAGGACUCCUAACUCUUUUUUCUCCCUCUCUCGCUUAAACCUCUCACUCUCUCAAACUCUCCAUUCAACUACAUGCUCUUGCUCUGCCAUUCUAGACCAUCACCUGCUGCAUCUCUGCUCCCUCGGUUAUUUCUCCAACGCUUGCUCACCCAAUUCUACCCACCCCCAGCUCCAACCUCUGCCCGACUCCAACCCCCACACUUAUCACGUCAACUCGCACAGUCAAGAGUCCAAAUACGCCUGCUCUGUGUGCAAGAAGGUGUUUUGCCAGCCCGCCUCGGUGCGCCGCCACAUUCGCAACGUCCAUGGCCCCUCUGCCUUGGCUAGCCACGACGCUCAGGCCCGCUCCCUCAAGCAAAAGAACAAGGCCAAGGCCAAGUCCGCCAACACCAGCCUCGACAACGGUGUCAACAACGUUACAGCCCUUCCCGUGGCCAAGUCUGAGCUGAAGCGCUCGGCUGCAAAAACGCACCCCGAGAAGCACGGCAAAGGCGAUACCUCAGCCCCCCGCGCAAAGCGACGCCCGGCCACGCUCACGCUAUCUACUGCUGCCCCCUCCUCCACCACCCGGCAUCCCGUCGACGCCAACAACACUCAGGCCGAAGCCUUUCCCUCCUCCCCAUCACACAUGCACCACCACCACCCGGGCACCGCCCUCACCACCACAGCCAUCGCCCAGACCCUCCCGGACCUUGGCAAUGACUUGACCUUCGAUCCCAUCGACUCCCCUUACGCCGCCUCAGCCUCCCCGGGUAGUCUGGCCGGCACUGAUCUCGACACGGCCGAUGCCCACCAAAACUCGCUGCACGAUGCCGUCACCAUGUGGUCCGUGGAUCUGAACAACAUGGAACAUCUGGCCCUACCCACGCCGUCAAACGCCCCCACCGUGACGCCCACCCUCGAUUCCGUCGACGUCAACCCCCACCCGUCUCUCUGGAACAAUCCGCACCUCUCCGUGGCCAACAUCUCCCUCUUUUCCACCACCAACCCAAGCAGCAGCCUCGCCACGACCAUGUUCGACCCUGAGCUCUGCCAUGACCAUCAGCUCGAAGCCAGUUUGCUUCAUCAGACCGAUGACGCCCCCGACCACACCCUGCCCUCGGCCAUUCUCAAUGACCCGCCCACCUUGUUCGCCGACCACAUGCGGUACGCCCGCCUGCCACAAUCUAAUAAAAGCCUGACUCUUGCCUCGAGCUCGCACUUCCAUCUCCUCUCUCUCUCUCUCUCUCUCUCUCUCUCUCUCUCUCUCUCUCUCUCUCUCUUCCAACUUUAUAGCAUGGCUUGUUAA
Messenger RNA from Monosiga brevicollis MX1, 1449 nucleotides. RefSeq lists its product as uncharacterized. Lineage: Eukaryota; Choanoflagellata; Craspedida; Salpingoecidae. The record is from RefSeq and is a predicted model, not a curated record. The coding region runs from base 1 to 1449 and encodes 482 amino acids. The transcript has 5 exons.